This is a messenger RNA of Scheffersomyces amazonensis, 2560 nucleotides long. RefSeq lists its product as uncharacterized. Gene Ontology annotation, biological process: positive regulation of transcription by RNA polymerase II. The transcript has a single exon. The record is from RefSeq and is a predicted model, not a curated record. Lineage: Eukaryota; Fungi; Ascomycota; Pichiomycetes; Serinales; Debaryomycetaceae. The coding region runs from base 330 to 2381 and encodes 683 amino acids. Gene Ontology annotation, molecular function: metal ion binding; transcription cis-regulatory region binding.
UUAUUAUACCGUCCUAACCUGUAAACCGAGUCAGUUAAAUUGCACUUGACACAAGGUAGAUAAAAUUUUACACAUUAUGUCUAACAUGCAAUAUGAUGACUGAGUGGGAUGCGAGCACGGAGCUUUAACCCGGUAGAGAAAGUGGUUAUACUUAACCAUUAGUCAAUCUUUAAGGAUUAACUAACCUUCGGGAGGUGGAAAGAAAUAACAUACCACUCCCUUUAAUCGUUGUAAGAAUCAAUAUAAUACCCAAGGUUCGAAAUUUUGGUAUAAAUAGCAUCAAUAUUGAGAGAUUUAUUACAUAUUCCUUAUUGUUUGUUUGUUAUAUUAUGAGUAAUAGUAAUUUAGCAACAAUGAUCACUAAAAGUGAUAGUAAUAUUAGUAUGAAAUCCAAUUUAGUUGGUAGUUCAACUGAUAAAGUUAAGCAAAACUUUUAUCCUAGUCAAAAGCAAGGACAAAAGCAAAAGGCUAGAAUUAAACAAAAGCCUUCUAAAUCAAGUAGAGAAGAUCAAGAUUAUUAUAAUGAUUAUUUAACUCAACAAAUUGAAACACAAAUUAAACAAGGUGGAGUUGCUGGAAGUAAUAGUCGAAAGAAUAAGAUGAUCUCUAUAGAUCAUUUAUUUGAGUAUCAAUCUUAUCGAGAUCUGCAUGAAUUUCAUACUAAUCAUAAUCAUAGUAAGAAUAAUAGAAGAGGUAGUAAUAGUCGAUCAAAACGAGAUAUAAUUCAUAAAAUCCCUCUAAAGGGGAUGUCUUUUAUUAAUGUUAAUUAUAAAUUCAUUGUAGAUUAUAGUCAAGAUUAUAAAUCACAAGAAAUGGAUCCUAAUAUACCAGUUAAUGUUAAAGAUAUUAUGAGAAUUAUUGUUCCAAAGGGUAAUGCAUGUCCAAUUUGUCUUACUGAAGAUCCUAUAGCUCCAAGAAUGAUUACAACUUGUGGUCAUAUAGUAUGUUUAAAAUGUUUAUUAUCUUUAUUAGAUAGUGAAUUACCAGAAGCAAAGAAACGAGAAUCUCUGGCAGUUAUUGAAAAAUAUAAAGAAUGUCCAUUAUGUUCAUCAAUUAUUAGAAAAAAUGAUGUUAAACCAGUUCUUAUAAAUAAUGUUGAUGAUAGAUUUGAAGUUCCUAAAAUUCGUGAUGAAGUGGUAUUAACAUUAAUGGCAAGACCUCAAGAUAAAAUUAUGUCAUUACCAAAAUCAUAUCAAGAAUAUCAUGAAAUUAUUGGUAAUUUCCCCUGGUAUAAUCAAACUAUGCCUAUGCCUGAUUGUAAUAAAUAUGCUAGAAUAUUUAAGGGGAAUUUAAAAUCUUUAACUGAUAUGUAUGAAUUUGAAAAGGCUCAAAUUCAUUUAAAUUAUGAAGAAGAAAAGGAAUUAUAUCAUGAAAGUUAUAAAUAUGUUCAAAUGGCUAUGGAUAAUAUUGAUGAUGAUAUUGAUAAUUGGAUAGCUCAUUUUAAAGCAUCUACUGGAUCUGGAAAUACUAUCAUUACUAAUACUAAUUCUAAUUCAUCUUCUACUUCUACUUCUACUCCAACAACUAUUACUGAUAAUAAGACAUUUUAUUAUUAUCAAACAGGGUUUGAUGCUAGUGCAACAUUUGUUCUUUCACCUUUAGAUAUGAAAGUACUUAAAGCAUGUUAUAAUGAUAAUUAUGAAAGUUUACCCUCAUCAAUGGUGGCUAAAAUUGAAAAUAUUCGAUAUGAAGAAUUAACUGAAGAAGCUUCAUUAACUAAAUAUAAAUAUUUAUCUCAUUUACCAAUCGGUACUCAAUUAGGAUUUUUAGAAUGUAAUUGGAAGGGACGGAUUAAAGAAGGAGUAUGGGCCAUAUUUAAAGAAGAUUUAACUAAACGAAGUUUAAGUCUGAAUAGAAAAUUUAAACGUGAAGAACGGAAUAGAAGAAGAGCUUUAAAUCAAGAAGAAAUUCGGAAUAGAAAUUUCUUUAUUCAAGAAAAUAAUGGUCAUAGUCAUGGUAAUAAUAAUAAUAAUAUUAUUACUGAUGGAUCUAUAUCUGAUAUGAAUUAUUCCGAUAUGGAUUAUGGAAUUGGAAGUUUAUCAAUUAGUGAUAAUCGAGGUAGAUUCUUACCAGUACUUGAACAUGAACAUGAUCAUGAUACAGGAAGUGAAGGUAAUCAACUGUAUGAUGAUGAAGGAGGAGGAGAUAUUGGACCAGAAGAUACUCAACAAUAUGAAACAACCGUAUGGGGAACUAAGAUCCCUAAAAGAAAUGAUAAUGAAAAUAAUGAAUUAGAUAUACAUGACAGUGAUGAUGGUUGGGAUGCUGAAGAAAUGAUUCGGAAAGCUCGAGAAGAAAUGGAACGUCAAGAGAAGGAAGGUAAGAAGGGGAGAAAGAAGAAGAAGAAGUUGAUCCUCUUAUCUUCCAAUAGUAACUGGUGAUAGUCUACUAUAGUAUAGUAUAGUAGUAUCGUAGUAUAGUAUAGUAGUAUGGCAUAGUAGUAUAGUAUAGUAGUAUACUAUAGUAGUAUCGUAUAGCAGUAUAGUAUAUUACUAUUUAAUCAUAUAUAUAAUGCAUAUUAAGAUUCAUGGUCAUAUUCAUACUCAUCUUCAUAUUUUAU